Schistocerca piceifrons (Central American locust) is the source of this 1207-nucleotide messenger RNA. RefSeq names its product beta-hexosaminidase subunit beta-like. The coding region runs from base 182 to 1207 and encodes 341 amino acids. The transcript is spliced from 7 exons. Gene Ontology annotation, biological process: glycosaminoglycan metabolic process; carbohydrate metabolic process; ganglioside catabolic process. The record is from RefSeq and is a predicted model, not a curated record. Gene Ontology annotation, cellular component: membrane. Gene Ontology annotation, molecular function: beta-N-acetylhexosaminidase activity. Lineage: Eukaryota; Metazoa; Arthropoda; Insecta; Orthoptera; Acrididae.
UGCAAUAGUUUUAAGUUCUGCUUCAGUGUGGGGUAUCCUGCGAGGUCUUGAAACAUUUUCUCAAGUUGCUACAAGGGUGAAGACUGCAGAUGCCCUGGUAGCAGAUAAUCUACUGAUAGUUGAUGCACCUCGUUUUAGCCACAGAGGUCUGCUUCUCGACACAGCCCGCCAUUUCAUUCCAAUGAGCUACAUAAAGAAGACUUUGGAUGCAAUGGCCUACAAUAAGAUGAAUGUCUUUCAUUGGCAUAUUGUUGAUGAUUCAAGUUUUCCAUACCAGAGUGCUGCUUUUCCUCUUCUAAGUGAAAAGGGUUCUUAUGACAAAAGGAAAUAUGUAUAUAGUCCUGGUGACGUUGCUGAAGUAAUUGAGUAUGCUCAUCAAAGAGGAAUAAGAGUUGUUCCAGAAUUUGAUUCUCCUGGGCACACAACAUCCUGGGGAAAAAGUUAUCCUGACCUGCUGACAACAUGUUACAAUAAUGAAACUGGGUCUCCAGAUGGAACAUAUGGACCAAUUGACCCCACAAAGAACUUCACAUAUGAAUUUCUUCAGACAUUGUUUCAAGAAAUUGUGGAUGUAUUCCCUGACGAGUAUUUCCAUAUUGGUGGUGAUGAAGUAGGAUUUGACUGUUGGGAAAGCAACCAAGAUGUUUUAGACUUUAUGGAUCAGCAUAAUAUUACAGAAAGCAAAUAUCUUGAAAGUUAUUAUAUACAAAGGAUUCUUGGCAUUGCAUCAGAUCUCAAUGCUAAGUCCAUAGUGUGGCAGGAGGUCUUUGACAAUGGAGUUGAACUUAGUGCUGACACUAUUGUCCAAAUUUGGAAAUUUGGCCGAAGAAAAGAACUGAAUGCUGUAACUGCUGCUGGUCACUACACAUUGCUGUCGCAGUGCUACUAUCUGGACCGCUUCAGAUAUUUUGGAGGAGACUGGCAUAAAUUUUACAACUGUGAGCCACUGGAUUUCUCAGCAGACAAUGUAUCCCAGUAUGAUUUGGUGAUUGGUGGGGAGGCUGCAAUGUGGUCAGAAUUUGUAGAUGAAAGCAAUGUGGAAUCAAGAGUAUGGCCUCGUGCUUCAGCAGUGGCUGAAAGGUUGUGGUCACCAAUGAAUGUUACAGAUAUAGAUGAAGCAGCUACACGAAUUGAAGAACACUACUGUCGACUGCGAAGACGUGGUAUAAAUGCACAACCCCCAAAUGGACCAGGUUAUUGUGUUUAA